ACUUGUCACCCCCAUUAACUUGUAAUAAAACUUCCCUUUAAUUACACAUUCUUCACUGUACCUCUUCUCUCUCUCUCGAGCUCUGCAUAAAACACCGGCCAUGUUUGCCUGCUUCACGGACCACCGUAGCUUAUGCAGAGUCCAUCUCGCACUUGGGUACCUCUAUCUCCUUCUCUCUUCACCUUCACUACACGCCCAGGUUUUGGAGUCAUGUACAGCUGCUACAAAUUGCGGGGAUGGUCUUUUCUGUGGAAAUUGUCCUGCUUUAGCCAAGAAUCAACCUGUUUGCACUAGAGGCCAAGCUAUUAUACCCACUACAAUUAUUGAUGGGUUGCCUUUUAAUAAGUACACUUGGUUAGUGACUCAUAAUGCUUUUAGUAUUGUGGAUGCACCCUCUUUACCUGGUGUUCAAAGACUCACUUUUUAUAAUCAAGAAGAUUCUGUUACUAAUCAGUUGAGGAAUGGUGUAAGAGGAUUAAUGCUGGAUAUGUAUGAUUUUGAGAAUGAUAUCUGGCUCUGUCAUUCGUUUCGAGGGCAAUGUUUCAACUUCACAGCCUUUGGGCCUGCCAUUAACACAUUGAGGGAAGUGGAGGCAUUUUUGAGCGAAAAUCCAAAUGAAAUUGUGACUAUUAUAAUUGAGGAUUACGUGCAUACUCCAAAAGGGUUGACAAUUCUGUUUUCUACUGCCGGUUUAGAUAAGUAUAUGUUUCCUGUCUCCAAGAUGCCCAAAAAGGGUGAAGAUUGGCCGACUGUGACUGAGAUGGUGCAAGCUAAUCACAGGCUUCUUGUUUUCACAUCUGUUGCUUCGAAGGAAGCUGAGGAAGGCAUCGCUUAUCAAUGGAAGUAUAUGUUGGAAAAUGAGUCUGGAGAUCCUGGGGUAAAACCAGGCUCAUGCCCGAAUAGAAAAGAGUCAAAGCCGUUAAAUUCCAAAAGUGCAUCACUUAUCCUGGAGAAUUACUUCCCAACAUAUCCAGUUGAGACCGAUGCUUGCAAAGAGCAUUCAACUCCACUUGCUCAAAUGGUCGGUACCUGUUUCAAAGCAGCAGGGAAUGUGAUGCCCAAUUUUCUGGCAGUCAACUUUUACAUGAGAAGUGAUGGUGGAGGUGUUUUUGAUGUUUUGGAUAGAAUGAACGGCCAGACAUUGUGUGGAUGUAGUACUGUGACUGCCUGCCAGGCAGGAGCGCCUUUUGGAUCUUGCAAGAAUAUUGCAGUACCAUCUACAAGUCCUGUAACAGCUGCUACAGGAAGCUUUACAGGAUCUGUUCAGUUUUCAACAUCUGAUUCAACAGUCCAUUUUCCAUAUUUUUUCGGUUUCUACUUAUUUUCUGUUUCGUUGAUGGCGUUUUUACCAUGAACGAGAGUGUAGGUGGUUAGACACGCUGUUAGUUAGAUAGGUUAGCCAUCUAGUAUUUGGAUAGAAGCUUAUAGUAUCGGUAUGUAUUCUCAGUUAGAACUGGUACCCCACACCCUGCCUUAUAGAGGAUGGUAAAAAAAAAAAAUUGCUUGAGGUAUAUAGUGUGAUCGUGAAGAAAGAACUGUAGAGAUUCUUGUACGGAUGCAAAAAGUACAGACCUGGAAUGGAAUACGAGGUAUAUAAUGGCUGAGGGAGACCUGGAUGCAUCAAGAUGUGAUUCAGGGUUUCUGUAGGCCAUGUGCAUUAAGAGUAGCCGAAUAUCAAAUGUAUGGAGCAGCAUGAAUUGGAAUACUUAUAUAGGUUCUGCUAAUACUUAUUUUUCAAUAUUUAUUAUCCUUGUAUUUGAUUCACACACAUGCUCUAGUCAUUUUUUAAUGGAAUUCUCUUGAGUUGUUUUUCACAA
Molecule: messenger RNA, 1817 nt
Organism: Mercurialis annua (annual mercury)
Lineage: Eukaryota; Viridiplantae; Streptophyta; Magnoliopsida; Malpighiales; Euphorbiaceae
Product: PI-PLC X domain-containing protein At5g67130
Exons: 9
Coding region: 101-1354 (417 amino acids)
Biological process (GO): lipid metabolic process
Molecular function (GO): phosphoric diester hydrolase activity
Source: RefSeq, a predicted model, not a curated record